Funneliformis caledonium is the source of this 1455-nucleotide messenger RNA. Lineage: Eukaryota; Fungi; Glomeromycota; Glomeromycetes; Glomerales; Glomeraceae. The record is from the annotation of a GenBank genome assembly.
AUGUCUGUAGAACAAGACGAUAUUGUUAUUAAAAAUGAAGAGAGUCAAGAGCAAGAUACCUCUUUGAUCCUUGAUAACCAAUAUGUAUUUAUACAAUUACCAAGUGGCAAUAUCAAAGUUGUUAAACUUCAGAAGGAUACCACUGUACCAUUAGGGAAGUUUGGAACGUUUCAUUCAAAUGAUAUAAUAGGACGACCAUUUGGUCAUUCUUAUGAAAUUUAUGAUCGUGAUAAAGUAAAAGUUAUAAAAAAUGUAGCAUUCCAUGAAAUUGAUGAAACCAGUGCUAACAAUAAAGAAAUAUUAGAUGAUCCGUCUAAACAAAAAUUAUCUUAUCAAGAAAUUGAGAAAUUGAAAAAGCAAGGAUUAGAAGGACAGGAUAUUAUCAAGAAAAUGGUAGAAAGUCAUUCAGCUUUUGAUCAAAAGACUGAAUACUCAAAAGCAAAAUAUAUCAAACGAAAGGAAGCAAAAUUUUCACGCGUUUUCACACCGGUGAGACCAACAUUGUAUUCUGUCUGGGAGUAUUUUUUCUCGAAAAAUCCCGGUAAAAUAAGGGAUAUGAGAAUUGAUACAUUAUCCCAGAUAUUAACUUUGGUCAAUGUACGAGCCGAUACGAAAUUGCUUGUGGUAGAUGACACACAAGGACUUGUGAUUACAGGUGUUAUGGAGAGAUUAGGAGGUUAUGGUACUAUACUUGGCAUUCAUGAUGGUGAAAAUCAUAAUUAUGAUAUCGUGAGGUUUAUGAAUUUUUCGAAAAAUGUUAACGAUUCAUUAAAGACAUUAUCUUGGCAACAAGUAUUUAAAGAAGAGGCGCAAGCAUCAUUUAACUAUCAAGAUGAAUCAACCUUAUCGGAAAAGGAUUUAAAAUAUUACCUUCGAAGGAAAGCAACUUAUGAAAGAAUAAGGGCCGCGAGAGAAAUUCUAUGGAAAGGUGGAUUUGAUGGUUUGAUAAUAGCGAGUCAAUAUCAACCCGAAUCUAUUCUAGAAGCAUUGAUACCUUAUUUGUCUGGAUCAAGAUCAAUUAUUAUUUAUCAUAUUAAUAAAGAGAUGUUGAUUAAUGCGUGUGUAUACAUGAGGAUAUCCAAAAGGUUUUUGAACCCACAAAUUACGGAAAGCUGGUUGCGUCCAUAUCAAGUUUUACCGGGAAGAACUCAUCCUUCGAUGUCAACAAGUGGAGGUGGAGGAUAUUUAUUACACGCAACUCAUAUAAUUAUUGAUGAUUCUCUUCCUAAUCCUAUACCUUCUUACAUGAAACAAAAAGAACAAAAAGGUACUUUGGAGAAGGUUAAUCAAUCUUGUGAUGAUAACACAAUUACUUUGACUGAUCAAAAUUCGAUGAAUAUUGAUGAGAAUAAUGUAAAAAUUUUAAAUCAAAAUGAUACGACUGAAGCUAAUUUGAAUAUCAAUGGGGAAGAAGAAUUACAUCAAUUAGAUAACAAAAAAAUCAAAUUAGAUUAG